Trichoderma virens Gv29-8 is the source of this 5538-nucleotide messenger RNA. RefSeq lists its product as uncharacterized. Gene Ontology annotation, molecular function: GTPase activator activity. Gene Ontology annotation, biological process: intracellular signal transduction; positive regulation of autophagy; negative regulation of TORC1 signaling. The record is from RefSeq and is a predicted model, not a curated record. The transcript is spliced from 4 exons. Lineage: Eukaryota; Fungi; Ascomycota; Sordariomycetes; Hypocreales; Hypocreaceae. The annotation marks the transcript as partial. Gene Ontology annotation, cellular component: GATOR1 complex.
AUGUCCCGAAAUGUCGGCGCAGUGCCAUCGGCUCCGCGGAGGGGACCGCAUUGGUCCCAUCAUCUUCGACAGUCGAGCUCAACCAUCUCGGACCGCGCAUCCGAGAUAUCUCCCGCUUCGCCAAGGAGUAUUUCCACGCAUUCGACUGUCAAGGAUAUCAAGGAUGAGAAGCCGCGCAAGACCGAGCGCUAUUGCGCUGUCACGGUCAAUGACGGAUAUUCGCGAGACGAGGUGUUGCUGAACCUGGACCAGAUUGGCGGUGAUAUCAAGCCAGGCACCUUGAUGUCCAUCGCCGUCCUAAAGUCCGAGUCUGCGAAAUCUGCGGCGGGAUUCGGAAGCCUCAAGAAACAACCACAUGAGGACAAUGGCAGCCUGCGAUACCAACAUAUUGGCCCCUGCGACCCAAACUCCCUCGGCGACCAAUACAUCUUUGUCGCAAAGGAUAUGCCCAAGGAGACCAAAGCCCGGAAUCCCGAUAUUGAAGUACAAGUUGUUAAGCACAUUGCGGACAUCUUUGGGAUGAAGAAGGGAUCCAUUGUCCUACUGGCACCGGUUGACAAGGACCACCCGGUUACCGAAGCCACGCACGUUGAGAUGAUAUUCAAGGAUCAGUAUCUUUCACGAGCAGAUAUGUGGAGGGUAGCUGUUGGGGAGCUGACGCAGCGGACCGUGUAUAAAGGACAGUCUCUCCUGUUCAUGGGAACGAUAAAGGCACAAAUCACGACGGUCUUUGUUAAUGGGAACAGCGUCCAAUCGGCCUUCUUUGGCCGCGAGACAAGGCCAAUAUUUCGCAGCGAGUCCGCUAGAUAUGUGCUCUUUAUCCAAAUGUCCAAAGAGAUGUGGGACUUUGACUCGGACAGCUCUGGCGAAAUCAUGUUCAGCAAAGUUGUCAACGGUUUUCUACCAGCCCUCUUUAAGAGGUGGGCUAUGCUAAAGGUAAAACACUUAGUUAGCAUUGUGCUCUUUGCUCGUGUCGAAUAUGAUACAGGCUUGACGAAUGAGCUGGACGUGAGCGCGCUCCAAUCGGAUUACUACACGGGGAUCCAGCCCUAUGGGAACCGGCGGCCAUACAAAGACUUCUAUCGAGUGGUAGUGAGUGAAAUGGCUAGCGGAGAAUGGACCAAAAUCCUGUACCAACUGAAGAAGGAACUAAACUACUUUCGAAGAGACAUCACUCUGCAUCACCUAACAGCAUAUCCGUUGGAUGGCCUCAAAGGAGGCACAUCCAGUAGCGAAGCAGCCAAUCGGAUCAGAGCCGAGUCUUCCUUUGCCAUUCACGGCAAUAUUUUGGAAGCCAUCAAUCUCGCCUGCGCACAGUUCUCCCACGAUUAUAUCGAUCGGGACUUGACCAGGACUGGCAUCUCCAUCGCCGUCAUUAGCGCCGGCGCUGGCAUCUUUGAAGUGGAUUAUGAGACACUGCGAAGAACUACAGAAGCCCUAGUAGGAAAUGGCAUCGGAAUUGAUUUGAUCUGCAUGGCUCAAAUGCCCCUACACUCUGUUCCUCUCUUCAGAUAUCGCAAUCCGCGAUUUUCACUAGCGGGAGAAUCCUCGCAAGACCGUCACCAUUCGUUGUCGAGGUCCUUUCACAGUCGUGAUAGCACACCAGGCCAACCAACUCCCAUCAUCGGAAGCUUUCAGUCCAACUCUGGCUCUUUCUCCCCCACAAAAAGCAGAGACAUGAUGCGACGUGUUGAACACUUGGAUUCUCAAGGUAGGCGUGAUGAAUGGUGUUAUGUACUGCCCCAAUGGCUGCACGUUUCGUUCUGGACGGGCACCUCAAACGAAGCACUUUCAUACGCGGGCGUGGCCUUGUCUGUAUCAAACAAGUUGGGGCAAGAUGACGACGAUGAUUUCAAAAUAAGAUGCCGGAUGUACGACCUUCAGAUGCGGAGUGCACUUGAUACGAAUGAGAUCGAAAUCACCCCUCUGCACUCUGACUCUCAGUAUCCAAGCGAUAUUUUUGAGAAGAGUAGCUUCUUGAAGAGACGCCAAGAGGCGAUUGGUGGUAUCUGGUACAACCCCCCGACUCGUCUUCCGGAUCACCUGUACGAUACCAUCCAGGGAUUUCAGAGAUUCUCGCCCGAGAGGCAUGGGCGGCCCGCCGAAAGGCCAUCUUGGAAACAGCUACAAGAGUUUGAUGAUUCUAGAGCCAUUUUGACUCACCACAAACGACACCACCACCAUCAUGCCUCAGAAGCAGGCCUCAGAUCAGACGAAACUCGGAGGCACCAUAUGGAGGACUUGAAUGUUCUGGGCUCAUCUCUUCCGGAAAAGAAAUUGUUCAACAACGCUCCAUCGGCUAGAAAGCUUUCGAUGAACCAGGCAGAGAUAGAGAAACCGAACAUGUUCUCAAAGCGGAGAGUCUCUUCAUCUUCGUCUUCAUCUUCAAAGCAGCCCAAAUUCAUGAAGCAAAUUAGUCUUGGUCACCGAGGAUUCGGCAUAGCAGCUCCAAAGAUUGCAGCAGCCGAGGUGAAGGCCGAAACUGUCAAUGCGGCCGUUACCAAGUCGAACGUCGCGCCAUCAACUCCUCGAUCACGUCCGGACCUGAGACCUUCUACGCCUCAGACAAUCAGGAGCCAAUCGCCAUUUUCAAUAAACAGGCUCAAACCAGAAACGGUUGAUCCUACUAUUGAGAGAAUAUCUUCGACGCCAAGCAUUCCCAUCUUGAAGAAAAAUGGGUCAAAUCGUCACGAUAUGCACUUGUACAAUCUAAAAGCGGGAACGCCUGCUCAUAAUUCAACAAUGCGUACUCACGGCGGCAGUCUCGAGGACGACAGCGAAUUAUAUCAAAACAUGUUCCGGGCGGAAGAUCAUAAAGUUGUCGUGAGCAAACUUCGGGCCGGUGUUGGCGUGACACCAGAGCCUCCCCAGACAAUUUCGCCGGCGUCAGCAAUCAGUCCCUGGCUGGUAAUAUUGAAUCCAUCUGAUCCGGAGAAGAAUCAGAUAGACGCGGCCAAUCUAUACACGCGCUGGCAGCACAUCUUCCCUCGCAUAUCCGAGAUGAAGAUACAGAAAUGGAAAGCUCUAUGCUGCCCCGCUGCAGUUCCGUUGACGACUGAAUACUUUCCUACUAGAGCACAGUUUGAUACCGAGUAUCAGAGGCACCCUUACAAUGUGGAUCAAAAUGUAGAUGACGACUCGUCCGAAGAGCCGAAAACUCGACAAGAGUUUAUUAGCGAGCUGAUUAGUCUGCGAUUUUCGCAAGGGUUUCAGGUAGUAGUUGGGCCAGCCGUGGCGAGAGCAUUUGGCCAAAAGGUCAUCAAGCUUGGAGACAUCUUUUCUCGUGACCAAGUUCUUGAAGAUGGCACAAGUAUAUUCAUGUCCGUUGGCAACACCAUCCAUCAGCUCUCGUGCGUAAAUGGGACUGAAGUAGAGGUCAACAUCUACGUGAGAAAACCCACAGCAGAUAUGUCGGGCCUGCCGCAAGGAUUCUCUCCCAUGUACAGGCCGGCCAUCCGAACGCUCCUUGAUGCAGACUAUGAAGCUCGACAUAUAGAGCUGCUGUCACUUCCAAGGCCCGAUCGCAACUGGAACAUGAUUGAUUCGUACGCUGCGGGUCAUCACGAUGAGAUGAUGGAGAGCUUGCGCUUCUGGAGAGCCCGGUUCGUCCUCAUCCCGCUGGUCGCCCACAAUCCUUCAGUGCCUAGAACGCAAAACGGCCUAUACCCUGAAGAAAUCAGAAUCGAGGGAAUCAAGCGCUUGGCGCAGCUGUGGCAGAAGAACCGCUACAUACCGCCGGCGGAACGCCGAUUCCAAACUGCCAGAGGGCGUGGGCAGCUAGAUCGCAGCCCUCUGGAUAUUGUCUACAAGACGGAAGAUCCAUCCGUCGUCAUUGCAGCUGAGCUGGAAACACUACCCCUGAUUGAGGGCCUCGAGGGCGGCAUGAGUAAGAAGCAUCAACUCGUAUCGAGGAAAGACCGGUUUGAAAAAUCCAACUUGAAUUUUUCUGUCCUGGCCGAAGCCAUGCAGCAGCCUGUGGAACAGGGAGGUGUUCCAUUGCGGAACCGCCGCUGGCAUCUUCGGCUGCAUUAUCAUUCUUUCCUGGGGUCUGAUAUGACGACCUGGUUAUUAGAGAACUUUGAUGAUCUCGAGACGCGUGAAGACGCGGAAGAUUUAGGCAACGCGCUGAUGGUGCCGGAAGAGUUCAGAGGCAAAGAGAAGGACAAGGAUAAGGAUGUAAGUGAAAAAGAGAAGGAAAAAGAAAAGUCUAAGGGGCUUUUUGUGCACGUCGAGAGACGACACCGUUUCAGGGAUGGCAAUUACUUUUAUCAGUUUGCCCCCGAGUUUGCAAAACACCAGUCGGGCUGGUUCGGCAGCAAGAAGAAGGAGGUCCCCCUGCCAUUGACGCCGAUGACGGAGUCGUCUAUGGGCUCGGGUAGAAGAUCGGUACAUGAAGAUCACUCGCCGUCGUCACUGACCAGCACUCCCACGCUGUCGGCGAUAAAUGUAGCCAAGAGUCGGCCCAAGGUUAUCCUCAGCAAGGUCAUCAAAUACGAUGUAGAUCCUAGGAAGAGGUCAUAUCGCCCUGAACGGAUUGACCUGCACUACGACCGUCUUCACAACCCAGAUAACUGCUACCAUGUGAGGAUCGACUGGAUGAACGCAACGGCGAAGCUCGUGGAAGAUGCUGUCGAUAUUUGGGAGCGCGAGGCCAGCCAGUACGGUCUUCGCCUCGUUGAGGUCCCCAUUAGGGAGGCCAGCGGCAUCACCGAUGUCAAUCCCUUUCGCAGGGCAUAUCCCAUCAAGCUUGCGGUCCAGCCACCUGACCAAAAGCCUGAGACAUUUUACGAUCCAAACUCUCUAGGGCCGCAGACGGUCCCGACAAAGCACUUUUAUCAAAAGUCCAUACUGCGGCACUUUGACUUUGUGCUCGAUACUGAGGCGGCGUCAAACUAUCCCAGCAACGUAGACAUUAUCUACUCCUGGGGGCGCCCGGACUACAAGUACACACAGUACAUUCACCGCACGGGAGUCCUGCUCGCCCAAGUGACGGACGACGGCGAUUUCCUCGUAUUGGCAAACAGGCUGUACGGCAGAAGGGCUACGAAAGAGAGGGAGACCGCGGCUAGGAACAUGGCCCCGAUGGAUCAGCCUCGACACCACCAGCAUCACCACCACUAUCAACACCCAUACCACCACUACUCGCCUAGUCUCAAAGCCACAAACGACAGCCCCAUAGGCAAGGCCCAAAACCAGCAUCAGCAGCUCUAUUCCUCCGUCUACGCCGGCGCACAGCUCAACGAGCCCGAGGCCCUCAAAGACGAGCUCGAGGCAUUCUGCUCCGACGCCGCGGCACUCGAGGCUUUUUACAAGGAGACGCUGGAAAAGGGCCAGUACAUUGAGGGCACGCCCGCAACGGCCCCGGCGGCGAUUCCGCAGGGCUUGGAGGCCGUGCCCGAGACGAGCAUCCCGUCGCUGGGGUUGCCGCCGGGCGUGUUGGCGUCGUUGGAUGGGGGCGGGCCGGCGGGUGCGGCGGCGGCGCUGAGGAUUGGGAGUCCGAUGAUAUUCUUGAGGAGGGGAAGUGUGCAGUUUGAUGGC